Messenger RNA from Phymastichus coffea, 3163 nucleotides. RefSeq names its product AP-1 complex subunit gamma-1 (gene AP-1gamma). The transcript is spliced from 16 exons. Bases 477 to 3125 code for a protein of 882 amino acids. NCBI's taxonomy places the organism in Eukaryota, Metazoa, Arthropoda, Insecta, Hymenoptera, Eulophidae. Gene Ontology annotation, biological process: Golgi to vacuole transport; intracellular protein transport; receptor-mediated endocytosis. Gene Ontology annotation, molecular function: clathrin-cargo adaptor activity. Gene Ontology annotation, cellular component: Golgi apparatus; AP-1 adaptor complex; membrane coat. The record is from RefSeq and is a predicted model, not a curated record.
GCCAACGUGUGCAUUCAGUAGCCCAUACAUUUUGAUCGCCUCGCACGAUAGCUAUCUACUUUAUUCUUCUUCUGCUUUUUUUUCUUUUGACCUCUCUUUAUGGCUCGUUCCAUUCUUGACUCGAUAUAUUGUUGUGCAACUCGUCAUUAAGCGUGGCACCCGCGACAGCUGUAAACCGGGGCUUUGGCUUUCGUUUUAGAGCACCUGCGCCUAUCGAUGACAAAUGAGCUGUGACGAUUGUGCGCGCAAGGGAGAGAAAAAGAGAGCGAGCGAACGACAGUUUAUAUUGACCUGCUACUGAUGUACUGGUUUAAGCAGUUCAUUUAUUCAUACAUGGAUUUAUCUUUAGUUGAACAAUGUGAUUUUGCCUGUGGUGAGAAGAGCUUAGCAGUUUUCUGUCCAGUAACUAACUGCAAGUCAUAUUUUGUUUGUGUUUGCAACAACAGUCUGCAGCGACCAAAAAUAUUAAGAUAAAAAUGAACGCCUCAGAACACGGGUUUAAUCCAGCGUUUAACAUGGCCUCUAUCAAACAAGCGAUCAAUGAGGCAGUGGAGAGAGUUUCAACAGUGAGAAUGCCGGCACCAACACGUUUACGGGAUCUCAUACGGCAAAUUAGAGCGGCUCGAACUGCUGCCGAAGAAAGAACGGUUGUCAACAAAGAAUGCGCGUACAUUCGUUCCACAUUUAGAGAGGAAGACAGCGUUUGGAGAUGUCGCAACAUUGCUAAACUCUUGUAUAUUCAUAUGUUAGGAUAUCCAGCACAUUUUGGUCAGCUAGAAUGUUUGAAAUUGAUUGCCUCACCAAGGUUUACAGACAAACGCAUUGGAUAUCUCGGAGCAAUGCUUCUUCUCGAUGAAAGACAAGAUGUUCAUUUGUUGAUCACAAACUGUUUGAAAAAUGACCUGAAUAGUUCUACACAAUUCGUGAUUGGUUUAGCUUUGUGUACUCUUGGUGCAAUAGCUUCUCCAGAAAUGGCACGAGAUCUUGCGGCUGAAGUCGAAAGAUUGAUGAAGUCGCCAAACGCAUAUAUCAGGAAAAAGGCUGCGCUUUGUGCUUUUCGAAUAAUCAGGCGAGUUCCAGAAUUGAUGGAAAUGUUUUUGCCAGCCACGAGAAGUCUACUCACUGAGAAGAAUCAUGGCGUACUUAUAACUGGAGUUACGUUAAUCACAGAAAUGUGUGAGAACAGCGUGGAUACACUGAAUCAUUUUAAGAAGGAAUGCGGCCAUCGAGAGAUAGUGCCAAAUCUUGUCAGAAUCCUGAAGAAUUUGAUACUUGCCGGUUACUCUCCGGAACACGAUGUUUCUGGCGUGUCAGAUCCAUUUUUGCAAGUGAAAAUUCUGCGUCUCUUGCGAAUUUUGGGCCACAAUGAUGUUGACGCCUCUGAAGCAAUGAACGACAUUCUCGCCCAAGUUGCUACAAACACGGAGACAAGUAAAAACGUUGGCAAUACCAUUUUAUACGAAACUGUUCUGUCCAUAAUGGAUAUCAAGUCCGAGAGUGGCUUGAGAGUAUUAGCUGUCAACAUAUUGGGUAGAUUUUUGUUGAAUAAUGACAAAAACAUUCGCUAUGUUGCUUUGAAUACGCUAUUAAAGACGGUUUAUGUCGAUACUAGUGCUGUGCAGAGGCAUAGAUCGACUAUUUUGGAGUGUUUAAAAGAUCCAGAUGUGUCGAUAAGACGUCGAGCAAUGGAGCUGAGCUUUGCUCUUGUCAAUUCAAAUAAUAUUAGAAAUAUGAUGAAAGAGCUGUUACUAUUUCUAGAGCGAGCAGAUCCAGAGUUCAAAGCUCAAUGUAGCAGUAAUAUCGUUAUGUCCGCGGAACGAUUUGCCCCUAAUAAACGAUGGCAUCUCGAGACACUUUUCAAAGUUUUAAUUGCUGCUGGAAAUUACGUUAGAGAUGAUGUUGUAGCUUGCACCAUACAACUUAUUUCCGAGACUCAGUCUCAACAAGCAUAUGCCGUUAGUGCUUUGUGGCGAGCAUUAGAAAAAGAUACGUCCGAUAAGCAGCCUCUAACGCAAGUUGCUACGUGGUGUAUAGGCGAGUAUGGUGAUUUGCUUUUAUAUGGGCCACAUCCCGAAGAUGCUGAUGCACCGGUCGACUUGACCGAAGAGGACGUUAUUGAUGUGUAUCAAAAAUUGCUUUGGAGUCCUCAAAAUACAAUUGUAACAAAGCAAUACACGUUGCUGUCUCUAAUGAAACUUAGUACACGAUUCCAAAAAGGAAACGAUACGCUACCUCCAUUUUUCAGGAAAAUCCGUCAAAUUGUCGACACAUUUGGUAGCAAUUUGAACAUUGAAUUACAACAACGAGGAAUCGAAUUUUCGCAAUUAUUUAGAAAAUAUGAACACAUGAGACCUGCAUUGUUAGAGCGAAUGCCUCCAAUGGAAACAGCGAGACCACAGGCUAAUGGGAUUAUUGGUAUGGUUAAUGGAGAGCCGGAGUCUGUAGAGGAGAAGCCUUCAUAUAGCGAACCUGUAAAUACUGCACCCUCAUCUGAUUCAAGUGCUCUUUUGGAUUUACUUGGUAGUAGUGAUUUAAGCUCGCCAGUUUCAACUGCGCCUGCUAGCAAUAUAUCUGUUACUUCGACACCUAUUACGAAUAAUAAUGAUCUGCUAGACUUGCUAGGAGGUUUAGACUUAUCCACACCUACCCCAACGCCAACAGUACCUCAACAGCAGUCACCACAACGGAUUUUCAGUCCCACAAGUACCUCUAAUUAUCUAGUAGAUGGUUUAUUAAACUCUUCGUCUAUGCCAAUACAAAGUGUUCCAGAGGCACCCAGUAUGAUCGUUUAUGAUAAGCAAGGUUUGAAAAUUACGUUUAGAUUAGAAAGACCAAUGGACAAUCCAGACUUGUUAGUAAUAAAUAUGGUUGCUAAUAAUUCAGGAUUGAUGGAAAUCACAGAUUUCUUAUUGCAAGCUGCUGUUCAAAAGACAUUCCAAUUAACAAUGUUAUCGCCGUCGAGCACUUUACUUCCUUCUUCCGGACAAAUUACUCAAGUAUUGAAAGUUAAUAACAUAAAUAGGGGAGCGUUAAAAAUGCGCCUUCGUAUAUCGUAUAAAGGACCGACUGGAGUCGUCCUCGAACAAGUUGACGUGAACAAUUUUCCCCAAAUAACGGUGCAGUGACAACUCGUCAUGCCGAAGCCAAUUGUAUAUAUGCCUGC